UCUCAACCACUCCAAGCGACAUUAAUUUGUUAAAAGCCAUAGAUAGAAUCCAAUAACUAUAUUGUUAAAGAGACUUAUAAUUUUGUAACUUCCGGGAUUUUCUCAGGUAACGGAAUGAGACGCAUGAAAUGGCCUAUCAAAUCUUCUACGGCACCGUGAUCCAUUCACUCGGUCCGUCAGAGCUCAUCAUACUCGAGAGCGCCUUACUCGUAGUUGACGCCAAUGGCAAGAUAACUAACCUAGUAGAAGAUAUUCCCAAGGAUAAAGUACCUUCAAUACUAUCAUCAUUAGGCAUCUCCUCCUCCUCCUCAGCCCUCGAGGAAGUGCGCUACCUAGCCCGCGGCCAAUUCUUAAUCCCAGGAUUCGUCGACACGCACAACCACGCGCCACAAUGGGCGCAACGCGGCCUAGGGCAAAGCAUGCACAUCCUCGACUGGCUAGAACAAGUCACUUUCCCCAACGAGGCAAGGUUCCGGGACCCGGCGUACGCGCGCCGCGUCUACUCGAGCUGCGUCGACGGCUUCCUAAAGCAGGGGGUCACUACGGCGUCGUACUACGGCUCGCUCCACGCGGAAGCCACCAGGAUCCUCGCGGAUAUAUGCUUGGAGAAGGGCCAGCGCGCCCUCGUCGGCAAGUGCAAUAUGGACCGGAACGCGCCGGAAUACUACCGGGACGCGAACGCCGCGGCGUCGCUUGCGGAUACGCAAGACUGCAUCGCGCACGUGCGGCGUAUCGAUCCGGAAGGCGUGCUGCUCAGACACGUGCUGACCCCGCGUUUUGCCAUUUCUUGUUCGCCGGAGCUGCUCGAGGGGCUCGGCGUGCUUGCGGCGGCGAACCCGGAUCUACCGAUCCAAACGCAUUUCAACGAGGCCGAGCAGGAGAUGAAGUUUACGCAAGAGCUGUUUCCGCAGUUCAAGGACAGCGAAGCGGACCUAUACGCGCACUAUGGGCUGCUAGGCAAGCGCUCGAUCCUCGCUCACUGCUGUCAUAUGAGCGAGCAUGAAAUGAGCCGCGUCGCGGAGCUAGGGUGUGGUGUUGCGCAUUGUCCCGUCUCUAACAUGACGGUUGGUGGGGGAUUUAUGGCCGCGCCAGUUCGCGAGUUCCUACGGCGCGGCAUCAAAGUGGGACUUGGAACCGACAGCGGGGGCGGGUUCUCAAGCAGCAUUCUAGAUGCAAUGAGACAAGCCCUCGUAGCAUCGAAUGCGCGGGAAGUAAUGAGCGGGGGUGAGCACAAAGGGCUUAAUAUAGGGGAAUUAUUCUAUCUAGCUACGUUAGGAGGCGCAAAGGUGUGCAGUCUCGACAGCAGGAUUGGCAACUUCGAGGUUGGGAAGGAGUUCGAUGCCCUAUUCAUCGACGCGAAUGCGCUAGGUGUCAUGACUAUACUAGAGGAUGAAGACUCCGUUAGGACGAUAUUUAAUAAGUUUAUCAUGACUGGCGAUGACCGGAAUAUCAAGGAAGUGUAUAUACGUGGGCGAUCGGUCAAGUCUUAAAUAGAAUAGGAACUAAUGAAAUCUUCGUC
Molecule: messenger RNA, 1519 nt
Organism: Daldinia vernicosa
Lineage: Eukaryota; Fungi; Ascomycota; Sordariomycetes; Xylariales; Hypoxylaceae
Product: guanine deaminase
Exons: 1
Coding region: 129-1490 (453 amino acids)
Biological process (GO): guanine catabolic process
Cellular component (GO): cytosol
Molecular function (GO): guanine deaminase activity; zinc ion binding
Source: RefSeq, a predicted model, not a curated record